Molecule: messenger RNA, 1360 nt
Organism: Mus pahari (shrew mouse)
Lineage: Eukaryota; Metazoa; Chordata; Mammalia; Rodentia; Muridae
Gene: C1H9orf40
Product: chromosome 1 C9orf40 homolog
Exons: 2
Coding region: 157-648 (163 amino acids)
Source: RefSeq, a predicted model, not a curated record
GCUGGAUGGGCGCAGGUGCGCGCGCAUCGGGCGCAGGUUCGAAUCUCCGGCGCUGCGCCGCGGCUCCCCCACAACGUCCCGUCCACCCUCGGGACGCCGAGCUCCGCGCUGUCCUCCGCCCUCGGCCGCCGCCCUCGCGACCCCCGUCCCUGGCCCAUGGCCAAGCGGCGUGCGGCUGAGCCGCUCACGUUCCGCGUGCCUUGGAAGCGGCUCCUGCUCAGCGACUUCCCCGAGGAGCCACCGCUCUGGGUCCCGCCGUCUGGGACGGCUCGGCCCCUCAAGCGCCAGGGGGACGCGGGGACCAUGGCGGAGCCUGCGUCUGCGCCCCGCAAGCGACGCGGCGGCGGGGACGACAGACAGGAGCUGCAGGGCUGUAGCCGGGAGCCCGGAGAGCCGCCUCCUGGCGAGCAGGAGGAACCCCGGGCCGCGGGCGGCGGCGACCGAGUAGAGAACGCGGGCAGCCCGCAGGUAGCCGACGGGGUGCACAGCCAGCAGACUGAAGAGUUUUGGCAGUAUAAUACAUUCCAGUAUUGGAGGAACCCUCUGCCACCUCUUGAUCUGGCAGCUCUUGAAGAUGUGAGUGCAAACAGCCUGACAGAAACACUUGAGGACAAGAAUGAAGGAGUUGAGAUUGACAUGGAGUCCUGACAGAAGGAUCUGAAGAAAUGGGAUUCUCUAAAUUUGAGGCGACCUAAAGGAAAAGUUCUUUUCCAUACUUGACAUGAUACCUUUUUCAAACCUGAAAACUGAGGAAGGGUUUUGGGAUAAAUAACUAAUGACUACAGAAUCUCCUAAUGGAGAGUUGUCGAGGGUGUGGUAUAGCUGCAGACAGAAUACUUUGUGUAAGCAUUUUUAGUGAAAAUAGUUUUGUUCAUGCUCUUGACUUUGAAGAUGCUUAUCUUGGAAAGAAGGUUUUGACAGUUUCAGAAGAAGCACUCAGGCCUUCCGCACUUGUUCUGUCAAAUGAUCCUUUGCACCACAAAGCUUUUAUGUGGUACAUGGAAUGAAUACAGCUGAUGCUAAUACAUAUUUUCUAGUGCAUCUUAUUGGAUCCCCUUGGUUGAACAAAUAGGAGACUUGAGUAUCUAUGCAAAAUUAAAAUGUGAGAUUGUUUCUGAAAGCUAACUUUGUUUUAAAAGAGUGUAAAUCUAAACUAGUGAGAACUCCCACUUGGGUAGCUUGUUCUAACUUUCACUAUUUGUUGUUUAUUAAAACAGUACAGGCAACGAAUAGAGCCAAACAGUGGAUAGAGAACAGUGGAUAGGAAGCAGAUAGAUGCCUGCCCCUCCUCCCUUUUUCUGAGGUGAAAGAAAUGAUCUGGUCAGCUUACUGAUUGUUUUGAGGACUUUUUUUAUAGUGU